AUGGAUCUAAAGGUGAGAGAAAGUCAGAAAGGAACGGUCUUUGAAACACGAGGCCCCACCCACAAUGCCUCUGAGUCGUGUCUAAAAGAACUCGAUGACCAUAAGGAUGAUCCAGGCUUCAAGGGUACGUGGGCACCAGUUUCGCUACGCCUACAGACAACAAAACAGUGCCAAGCCCGUGAUCAACUUCCAAAAGGCUUCAGUAUAAUAGAGACCUAUAUCCCAUUAUACCCUACUACCCUUACUCCAAAAAUAAAAAGCAAUAAAAGAUCGCCUUUAAAUGAUAAACGGAAACACGUUUGCCGUGGUCUACGCUAUAAAAAGCGAUUCUCCCAGGCUCCACAGUUUUGCAGGUUCACGUUGUUGGCGGCUUUAUUUCACCGUCUCUACCUGCCUGUGCAGAAAGCAAUAUGGGAAGCGUCUCCGCCUCAGAGAAAGACAUCGCUAGUUCAUCAGCGGAGGCAAUCGGCCCGACGAAAUGGGCCCGCACGUACCCAACUCGGCGGUGCAGCUCAGAAACAAGGUGAGUCUGGUAUGGCAGAGUCGGUUCAUGUUUUCGAACAAAAGAUCCUGGUCAUCAUGGCCGGCGAUGAGCACCCCACAUAUUUGGCCACUCCUGUCUCGUCUCUUGGAGAAGGAUUUGAGGAGGUUUUUGGGAAAGGAGACGACAAUCGCGAAAAUUCCCAGAAAAUUGACGAGCAGGUGUGUGAUCUUGUUGCAACUUCGACUACAACUCCAUUGGAGAAUGAAGGCGCGCUCGAAAGCCGUCAAAGCAGCAACCUGUGAGAAAGCUGGCUGGAUAUUCUUUACUUUCCUUUUAGCUUAUUACUACUCGAUCGCCCUGUUAUCCGGGUUUUCUGGAUCAUAUUCAUGGCGUCCUAUGUUGAUUCGAGAAGUGUAAGCUCAAGCCGAUCGAUAUUAAUUAGAAUUCGAGAAAGUUUAUACUUUA
This is a messenger RNA of Prosopis cineraria, 949 nucleotides long. RefSeq lists its product as uncharacterized. Lineage: Eukaryota; Viridiplantae; Streptophyta; Magnoliopsida; Fabales; Fabaceae. The transcript is spliced from 3 exons. Bases 1 to 786 code for a protein of 261 amino acids. Gene Ontology annotation, biological process: regulation of amino acid export. The record is from RefSeq and is a predicted model, not a curated record.